AUUAUAUGGAUGAGUAGCGCUUCUACGAAAUGGCAACAAAAUGGAUGGAAAUGGUCAAGUGUGGGCUUGUUGCAUUGUACUUCGUUUGGCUUAUAAGCAAUAGAUUUGGGUUUGUGGUCUCUCAUGGAGAUAUCAAUGAAGUUCAUAUUCCACAACAAUUUCAAAGAACAUCUUAUCAUUUCCAACCCCUCCAAAAUUGGAUGAAUGAUCCUAAUGGGCCGAUGUACUACAAAGGAAUUUACCACUUGUUCUACCAGCACAACCCUAAUGGAGCGGUUUUCGACAGCAAAAUUGUGUGGGGUCAUGCAGUAUCGCGCGAUCUAAUCAAUUGGGCUCAUCUGAAUCAUGCCCUCGAGCCCACUCAUCCAUUCGAUAUCAAUGGUUGCUGGUCCGGUUCCGUUUCCUUUCUCCAUAACAACAAACCCGUAAUUCUCUACACUGGACUCGAUUCCAGUUUCCAGCAGGUUCAGAAUCUAGCAAUCCCCAGCAAUUUCUCAGACCCUUUUCUUGAAAUUUGGACAAAAUCUUCACAUAAUCCGAUCAUAGCUCCUCCCAAUGGCAUUGAGAGACACCGAUUUAGAGACCCAACAACGGCAUGGCCAGGCCCAGAUGGCGGAUGGCGGAUCGUCAUUGGAGGCCAGACGAGCUAUGGAGGCGCGGCGAUGCUUUACAGAAGUGAGGACUUCGUUCAUUGGCAUCAAUCCAGGUUUCCUCUUUAUUCCUCUCGAGAUUCUGGAAAUUGGGAAUGCCCUGAUUUUUACCCUGUGAAACUUAAUGGAUCGAAUGGGAUUGAUUCUUUGAAUGGAUUCCGUGUUGGUGCUGUUAAGUAUGUGAUGAAAGCUAGUUUUAACUCUCAUGAUUAUUAUACAUUGGGAAGCUAUGUUCCUGAGAAAGAGAAGUUCACCUCUGAUUCUGGUGAUGGUUUUGAUCUUAGAGGAACAAACUUAGGAUUGAGAUAUGAUUAUGGGAAGUUCUAUGCUUCCAAGACGUUUUAUGAUAGCUCCCAGAAGAGGAGGAUCUUGUGGGGUUGGGUUAAUGAAUCUGAUAGCAGAGAAGAUAAUAUCAAGAAGGGAUGGGCUGGUCUUCAGGUGGUUCCUCGAAAGAUUUGGCUAUCUAAGACUGGAAGGCAGCUGAUUCAGUGGCCAGUUAAGGAAGUUGAGAAGUUGCGCACAAACCGUUUUAGCUUGUAUAAUAAAGAACUUAGAGGGAGAUCAACCAUGAAAGUCCUUGGUGGCUCAGCUUCUCAGGUGGACGCGGAAGUUUCGUUUGAGUUUCCAUACUUAGAGGAGGCUGAGAGAGUGGACACAAGAUGGUUUGAUCUUGAUCCUCAAUUGCUUUGUAGUAAAAGAGAUGCAUCAGUGAAUGGCAGAGUUGGGCCAUUUGGGUUGUUGGUUUUAGCUUCCAAUGACUUGUCUGAACACACUGCGAUAUUUUUUCGUGUUCUUAAAGCUCAUAACAGAUAUGUAGUACUGAUGUGCAGUGAUCAGAGCAGGUCCUCUUUUAGAGAAGGGGUAGAUAAAACCACUUAUGGAGCGUUCGUAGACGUAGAUCCACGCCACGAGAAGAUAUCAUUGAGAACACUGGUAGACCGGUCUAUAGUUGAGAGCUUUGGAGGAAAAGGAAAAACCUGCAUCACUUCCCGAGUAUAUCCGACUUUGGCUGUCGAUGACGAUGCUCGUUUAUACGCAUUCAACAACGGAACUCAAUCUGUAGUGAUUUCCAGUUUGAAGGUUUGGAAGAUGUGGAAUGCUCAAAUCAUGAGUUUCUGAAGCUCGAUGCCUUCAGUUUUCCUGCUAAAUUUACAAAAUAAAAGAAGUUACCCAGUAGUGAAA
Cucurbita moschata (crookneck pumpkin) is the source of this 1832-nucleotide messenger RNA. RefSeq names its product beta-fructofuranosidase, insoluble isoenzyme CWINV3-like. The coding region runs from base 30 to 1769 and encodes 579 amino acids. The transcript is spliced from 7 exons. The record is from RefSeq and is a predicted model, not a curated record. Lineage: Eukaryota; Viridiplantae; Streptophyta; Magnoliopsida; Cucurbitales; Cucurbitaceae. Gene Ontology annotation, biological process: carbohydrate metabolic process. Gene Ontology annotation, molecular function: hydrolase activity, hydrolyzing O-glycosyl compounds.